Molecule: messenger RNA, 1689 nt
Organism: Verticillium nonalfalfae
Lineage: Eukaryota; Fungi; Ascomycota; Sordariomycetes; Glomerellales; Plectosphaerellaceae
Exons: 2
Coding region: 1-1689 (562 amino acids)
Source: RefSeq, a predicted model, not a curated record
AUGGCGGAGGCAGAAGCUCGCAAGCAGAUGAUGGAGGCGGCACUUCUUCUUCAGAAGGAAUUCAAGAACCCCGAACCAGAUCCUUUCCGCAGGAAAAAGGGGCUCAACGCAGCUUCUAGAAAUCGGACUGUACCGAAGCAUCCUGUGGUUCCCAGCAUCCCCGUCCUUGCUAACCGAGCGCCUGCCAAAAUCCCAGGCUUAACACCAUCCGGUCGCACUCCCAAUCACUUCAUAACUCCGACCGUGCCAUGCGCGAGUAUUGCGCAUCCCCGUAUGCCGUCGGCCACUAGCCUCACAUCCGCGAACAAUCCCGUGUCCUCUGUCUUCAGAGGCCCCUCGCCAGGCAUGCGAGACAAUAAGGCCCAAGAUUGGCUCUGCAACAAGGAUACAUCGAUCAAGAUUAGCCAGAACAAAUACCCUCCUAUUCACAGUGCCGAUGCUCAACCUAAGCUGUUUAGUCCUUCGACCACAACGGCUCUGGCAGACAUCUCCAACGCCCUCACUUCCGACAUUACCUUAUCUCAAGACCAGCCGUUGCCCCACGGAUCCCAGGGAUGCAAGGUCGAUGUCCGGGACAACGAAAAAGCUCAUGGGAUUGACCAGGUCAAACACUUUCCAAUCAAGGUUGGCCCGAAUUAUGCAGACGAUCUUAUGGAUCUUGAUGAUGAGUUUGUGCCUGUGCGCAAUCGGUCUGUCCCAAACCCAGAAGACCUGCUUGACCUUGACGCUCCAAUCGCUCAACAGAACACCCAAAGUGUCGGUGGCGAUACGGCCUUCGAUUUGUUCAGUCUCUUGAUGGAAGGUAUUGAGCAAGGCAAACCAAUGCGCUUAGGUGACGCCCUGGAACGCGUCAAUCUGGGCAUCGACAAACCCAGGCACGAAAGCCCAGAGGACAAUAACGAAUUCCAGCCUGCUCGCUUCAUCGCUGCCAUCGAAGGGUUUGUCAAAGGCGAGUCAUCACAAGAAACUGUCCAGUCGCUCCUUGACUCAGCCGUGGAUGCUCUGCCGGCGCUGAGAGAAUUACAGGCUCUCAGCCCACAGAAACGCUGCGAGUGCCGGUCGCCUAAGUUCAAGGCAGUGUACGGCUUAUCUGCUUCCAAGUACAACGACAAUCGAGGCGAAGAUACAGCAGCUGAUGCUCAAGACGCCUUGUUCCGGUACGUCAUCGCAUCCGCCCAGCAAGGAGCGACCCGCCAGGCUGCUCUCCAAGUCCUCCUCUGGUACCAUGACGUCGAGUGCUCUGAUAUUCAACUUGCUGCCCAGGCUUAUCCUAUCCUUUUUGGCGCCUGCCCCGCCACUGCCGAGUCCGCAGAUGCCGACCCCGACGGUGGACUUAUUGUUGUGAAGGCCAACCGAGAUGAUGGCCAUGUCGAUAAGGACCUGGAUGACGAGCUCUUGAGAGAAUGUGACGGCGACAGCCCCAAAAAGAAGUCUGUCCGAAAGCGUGAUUGGAAGGAAGCCAAGCAGGGUCGCGUCGGAGACAUCAAUAGGCAUGGGUAUGAUCAGGGUUUCGGAUACAACAACGUUAUCUUGGGUUAUGGCCAGGAGACACAAGAUCGCACUGCUGAUGGUCAGCAAUGCAACAACUUCGACCACAGUCAAGUCGAACUGUCGGGCUCAUACAUGGGAGUGGACCACAAGGUUGCUCCUGCAGUCAAGAAGGGACUGUCCUCUUCUCGAUGGGCUUGA